AUGGGACAUGCCCAUACAGACAACAUUACAUCAACAUACACAGAGAUCAAAGCGAAUGGACCAGAUAUCGUCAUCAAGAACAAGAAAAACAAGGAAUGCACCCUUAUAGACAUGGCAAUACCAUCAGAACGCAACACCUCUGUCAAGGUAACAGAAAAACUGUCAAAGUACAAGGACCUGGAGAUCGAGAUCAACAGAAUGAGGGGAAAAAGGACCAUAACAAUACCUGUGGUCAUUAGAGCUCUGGGACUUGUGAAGAAAGGAUUAGAGAAAUACACCGACAAAAUCCCUGGAAACACCAACAUCCAUGAAGUCCAGAAGAUAGUCCUCCUCGGAACUACACACAUACUACGGAGGAUGCUAUCAAUGAAGUAG
Molecule: messenger RNA, 375 nt
Organism: Lingula anatina
Lineage: Eukaryota; Metazoa; Brachiopoda; Lingulata; Lingulida; Lingulidae
Source: RefSeq, a predicted model, not a curated record